Symbiodinium pilosum is the source of this 2442-nucleotide messenger RNA. The record is from the annotation of a GenBank genome assembly. NCBI's taxonomy places the organism in Eukaryota, Dinophyceae, Suessiales, Symbiodiniaceae.
AUGCCUGUACAGAUCUGCAGAGGUGGAGGUGAUUACCUCGCCGAGACGUACCUCACCGGAUCUGCGAAAGAAGCCGGCAGCCUCUUUGUAGAAGCAGAGGACCUCCUUGGCCAGGAGCAGUAUGCUGAGGCUGUGGAGAAGGGCAGAGCUGCCCUGAACGCUUUCAGGACUGCGGGCAGCCCCGGUGCCGCCGACUCGGCAAGACUGGUCGUGAAAGCCCUGGUGGGCACAGGCGACUAUGACAGCGCACAAGGGCUUGCUAAAGCCGAGCUAGCCCGCUACAGGGAGGCCGGCGACAAGAUUGGCGAAGCCAAGAUGUUGACAUCCAUCGGUGAGUCCACUUCCGCCAAGGAAGGAAAGGCCAAGGCAGAGGCCGUCGGCUCCGUGAAGGAAGCGCGGUCCAUCUUCCGAAACCAGGGGUCUAAGGAGUGGGAGGCAAAGGCGCUGCUCACCCUGGCUAACAUCAACAUGGGGAAGGACUCGGAUCUGGGAGCCGUGGAAACGGCGCUCAAAAAUGCCACUGAAGCGCGGGACAUAUGUCAAGAAUUUGACGACAAGCGCAUGGAGGCGGAGUGUCUUUUCAUGAUGGCUGAGACGAGGGGCAUUGUCUCGUCGCCGGACGACGCGCUCGAUGCAGCAGAUGAAGCCAUGGACUUGUACCUGGAGCUACGGGACAAGCGAAUGGAAGCUCGUGUGCUGAUGAGAAUGUCGGAGUGGAACAUAAAGCUGGGUGAUCAUGCCCGGGCUCUCUCCGAUGCAGAGGAUGCGCUGGAAAUCUACCAAAUGCUGCAGUCCUCGCAGGAGGUCAAGGCGCUCCGAAGAGUCUUUGAUGCUCACGUAGCCAGGAGUGACUUACGCAAAGCCCGUCUAGUGGCUGCCGAAGCCCUGCGGCGUUUCCGGGAGCAGAACAACAAGCCGGCGCAGGUAGAUGCUGUCCGCAUGCUCGUUGAGCUCUACGUGAAGGCAAACAGGGUGGAGGAAGCCUUAACAGCUGCAAAGCGAGGCAUAACCGUUUGCAAGGAGCUGGGAGACGUUGCUGCGCAGGCUUCCUUGAUGCUGGUAGUUGGACGUGCGCGGCUCCGAAUGGGCCAGCUGGAUAAGGGUAUAGCUAUCGCACAAGAUGCUUUUGCGAUGCUGAAGAGACUAACUGCCACUCCAAAGAUUUCGGAGGACAAAGUAGAAGCCAUGCACAUUCUGGUUGAAGCCAAUUACCACAGAGGCCACAAAGAUGAAGCCCUGGAUUUGUCCCUGGAGUUUAAGGAAACGUUCGAGCAACAGGAAGACAUGGCUGCCUAUGCGCAUGCACUUCUUAUUUGCGCGACUCUGGAGUUUAAAAAGGGCAACGUGGAGCAAGCCGCGACCUACAAUUCCAAGGCUCAGAGCAUCUUUAAUGACGAGGGCAUCAUGGCCGGCGAGGCCGAUUCCAUGAAGAUGCAAGCAGAAAUUGCAUGGAAGAAGAACGACUUCAAAAGUGCAAUCCGAUUUGCUGAGAAGGGCCGGGCGUUGUACAGAGAAUUGGGAAAGCCCGAGGGCGAGAUUGCGUGCAUGUACAUGAUCUCAGAGAAUGCAGUGCGACUCUCCGUCAAGGAAGGGGCCAAGAUCUUUGGCGAGGAGCCGAUCCCAAGGCAAGCGCGAGAUGCUUUGGAGAAAGGCAUCAAGCUUGCGGAAGCCGGCAUCAAGCUGGCCAAGAACACCGCGCUGUCGACGGCCCCAGAAUUGAUGGGAUCGCUGCUCUGCGCCAGGGCUCAGGGCUUGACGCUAAAGGCUCGAUUUGAGGAGGCUUUGGCCUGCGCUGACGAGGCUGUCCUGAUCUACAGAGAUCUGCUUUGCUAUCAGCUCGAGGCAAACGCGUUGAUGCUCUCCUGCGACAACUUGAGAGCGUUGCAGCAGAUUCGGGAAGCUGCCGAAGCUGCAGACGAAGCCUUAGCUCUUUAUCGUCACGUCCAGGAUGAUGCGGGUGAGAAUCUGGCGCUUGAAGUCAUAGCCACCUUCCAGGAGUACAUGCAGCAACAAGCACCGCAAUUUGUCCCGCCUCCUCCAACGCAAGCUGGCGCAGCUGCUCCUGGUCAAGUGCCUGUUUGGCUACAGCAGCAAGGCCAAGAUGGGCCGCCAGAAGCCGCUGUUGCCAAACAAGCCCCAGCCAGAGGGCCUGCUGGACCUGCCCUGGAUGUGAAGGCAGGUCUGAGCAUGGAUGUGAUCACGAACAAGGUCAAGGAAAUAGCCUUGAGAAUCACUGGCGCGGAUGACGGAGAGAUUGAAGCUGACACGCCGCUCAUGGAAGCCGGGCUUACCAGCAACUCCGCCAUUCUAAUGCGCGAUGAGAUCUCCCAAGCUCUUCCUGGUGUACAGUUGCCCGUAACUCUGGUUUUUGACUACCCAUCCGUGUCCGCUAUGACAGAGCUCAUCAUGCAGAGCACCGGAGGUGCAGCCAUUGGAAACUGA